Rotaria socialis is the source of this 1773-nucleotide messenger RNA. The record is from the annotation of a GenBank genome assembly. NCBI's taxonomy places the organism in Eukaryota, Metazoa, Rotifera, Eurotatoria, Philodinida, Philodinidae.
AUGGUUCGACCACCACCAUCAUCUCAAGAUGAUUCUUUUUCUACUGAUAAUACGAAUACUUCAUUUACAUCGUUUCUAAGUGAAUCAGGUGAAUUUACUGUAACAUCAAAUGCUAGUCCAUCACCACAUCGAACAACUAAUAAUCAAAAUGAAUUAUCACAACAUCGAUAUCCAUAUGUUGCACAAUAUUUGAAUAUUUAUUAUAAGAGAAGUCUUGAUCAAUCUAUGAUAGCCGCAACAGUGCAACUAGUUGAGAAUACACUCGCACUUUAUGGUAGCAUGGACGAUGAAGCAGCUAAUUCCUAUAUACUUUCAUUUAUUCUAUUACGUGUUGGUUGUAUAUCUAAAACAUAUGAUUUUGAACAAUUUAUUGAUAUGAAUCGAGAAGAAAAGGAUAUCAUUAUUAAAGAAAAUUGGUCAGGCAAAAAAGUCUUGAUGAAUUUAAAAUCAAAAGACGAUGAAAUAGAAAAAAAUUAUAAACGUUUUGAAGCAUUUUUUUCCACACUUGCUUGUCUUCGUUUCGAUGAUGUCCUACGAAUGAAUAAUGAAGCCAAUUUAAAAAAAGUGAUUUUUCUAUUAAUCGAUGAUAUUCAAUCACCUAUUAUUGAAUAUCGUUUUACGAUAUUACUUGCUCUUGAAGCUAUUCUUCGUGGUUUAAUGACAACUGUUGUUCAUGGGAGACGAAAUAAACCAGGAAAAAUUUCACCUUUUAUCGGAAAUAAGGAUGCCACCAAAAUCUUUGAAUUUAUAUCAAUGGUAUCUAAUAAGGCUUUGGUACCACGUCUAUCUGAUUCUGAACCACAAAUUGGUCAACUGGCAUUUCAAGCAUUGAUUGAAUUAUCUGAAAUUUGUCCUAAUUCAUGGAUACCUAAAGAAGCUUUUGAUGAAUGUAUCUAUUCGAUUGUUUCACAGGAAGAUAGAUAUGAUUUUAAUUAUUCGAUUCGACUUUUUCGAACUUUAUUAACUCAUAAAGAACUCGAUAAAGAAUCGAUUCGUCACUAUGUUCAACAUUUACUAAUGAGAAUUUCGUCCGAGGAAUACGAACUCAUUUCUGUAUUGAAUACAAAUUCAAUAUAUAAAUUGAUUAAUGAUAUAUUAGCAAUUUAUCCGGAAGUGUUUUCAACAAAAACGAUCUAUCAUUGGUCAAGUGGAAUAUUUCAAGAUAAUAAUCGAACACAACAAUUAGCUUUAAACUAUCUUCUUAGUCUUAUUCAAAUGAGUGAAGAUCAAUUUCAAUCAACAACAAUAUGGCCAUAUAUUAUUCAUGUUUAUAUGAAUAUAUUUAAGUCACAUGUAAGUGAAGAAGCAACAGCAUGUUUAAUACAUGCAAUAGAAAAUAAUUCUAAAAUUUCAACAAUUCUUUCGAAUCUAUCUGGUAUUGAACAUUACAUCGAAACGAAAAUUUUUGAUAAUUCACAAGUAUCGGUAAUUAUUGUAAUUCUUCAAUUGCUUCGUUCACUUUUUAUUCUUCAUAUUAACCAACAACGAACACACAUGUUAGUUAACGAUGAUGAAAAUGAUGAAGAUACUCUAUGCCGAAAUAUUAGCCGACUAACAUUUAAAUUCAUAACACGACUUUUUCAACAAGGUAAUAUUAACAAAUCAAUUUUAACUGAAUGUUUAACGGCUUUACAAACAACAAUUUGUGCAUUACCAGUUGAUUAUACCAGAGAGAAUUUGCUUUCAUUAGAUGAUUUAAUUAAUGAGAUGAGAAUGAUGGUGGCGACUCAUCAAUUUGCUGAUACAUCCAUCGAUACAGAUAUGAAUGAUUAA